Molecule: messenger RNA, 3148 nt
Organism: Aethalodelphis obliquidens (Pacific white-sided dolphin)
Lineage: Eukaryota; Metazoa; Chordata; Mammalia; Artiodactyla; Delphinidae
Gene: MROH6
Product: maestro heat like repeat family member 6
Cellular component (GO): cytoplasm
Source: RefSeq, a predicted model, not a curated record
CCCGGCUGAGCAGCUCAGUGUGUGCGGCGGCCAUGGCUGGGGGCGCGUGGGACUGGGCCCAGGGGGCUCCCGUGGGAGCCCUAACCCUGACGGCUCUGGCUGAGGGGAUCCGGGCCAGCCAGGGGCAGCCCCCGGGACCCCCUUCCACCGGCCCUCAGCCCGAACCUGAGCUUGAACGCGGGGUAGAGCCUGGGCGGGCAGCCGCCAUUUCCCCAGCUGGCAGUGAGCCCUUCUCCCAGUCUCCUACCCAGGAGCCAGUCCCUGAGGGACCCGGUCUUCAUCUGACUCCCCAGAGUUCCUUGGAAGAGGGGGCCCUCGCAGACCUGGCGUCGUACACGGGCUGCCUGUCUGGACGAGGCUGGCUUUGGGGAACGCAGGCGACAGCACUCACCCUGUCCUCAGCCCUGGAGGCCUGGGGGGAGUGGCUGGAGGACCAGGUGCACGGCCUUGUGCGAGGGCCGCUGGCACAGGUGCCCAGCCUGGCAGAGUGGAGGCCCCAGCGGGCGGCCCUGCAGGUGCUGAGCACACUGGCCCUGGAGCACUGUCGGGCCGUGGUGUGUGCACUGCUGCCGCGCUCACUGUCCCCGGACCGGGCGGCAGCCGAGCUUUGGCGUGGCCUGAGCCAGAACCAGCGCGUGAAUGGGCAGGUGCUGGUGCAGCUGCUGUGGGUGCUAAAGGGCUCGGCCAGAUGCCAGCUGGAGGCACUGGUGGCCACUCGUGCCCUUGGGGAGAUGCUGGCUGUGUCAGGCUGCGUGGGUGCCACGCGGGGCUUCUACCCGCAUCUUCUCCUUGUGCUGGUCACACAGCUACAUGAGCUGGCCCGGGACCCAUGCCCCACUGACAUCCCCAAGGUUUGGGCCCCAUCCCACCAAGGGCUACUGUACAGCCACGCCAGCUGCACAGUGGAGGCCUUGAAGGCCCUGUUCACUGGGGAUAGCUGCUGCAUGGUGGUCACGUGCAUGGAGCAGGCUGGACGCUGGAGAAGACUGGUGGGAGCCCACACCCACCUGGAGGGUGUCCUGCUGCUGGCCAGUGCCAUGGUGGCGCACGCCGACCACCACCUGCGAGGCCUGUUCGCGGACUUGCUGCCCCAGCUGCGCAGCGCGGAAGACGCACAGCGCCUCACGGCUAUGGCCUUCUUCAGCGGACUGUUGCAGAGCCGGCCCACCACACGGCUUCUGCGGGAGGAGGUCAUCCUGGACCGGCUCUGCGCUUGGCAGGGCGACCCCGAGCCCACCGUGCACUGGCUGGGCCUGCUGGGCCUCGGCCACCUGGCGCUGAACCGCAGGAAGGUGCGUCACGUGUGCACGCUGCUGCCCGCGCUCCUGGGCGCCCUGGGCGAGGGUGGCGCGCGGCUCGUGGGCGCCGCACUGGGGACGCUGCGGAGGGUCCUGAUGCGGCCGCGGGCACCGGUGCGGCUCCUGGGCGCGGAGCUGGGACCGCUCCUCCCACCGCUUGUGGAAGACGCCCGGGACUCGGUCCGCGCCUCGGCGGUCGGGCUCCUCGGGACGCUGGUGCGGCGCGGCUGGGGCGGGCCGGGACUCCGCGGCCCCCUGCGGAAGCUGGUGCUGCAGAGUCUCGUGCCGCUGCUGUUGCGACUGUAUGACCCCAGCCGGGACACCAAUGAGAGCUCAGAGUGGACCCUGACCCUCUGUGACCAGGCCCUGCGCUGGGGCCUACUGGAGGAGAUGAUCACCGUGGCCCACUGCAACAGCCCUGAGGCCCUAAGCUGCAUCUGCCACCGCCUGGUCAGUUGGGGGAGGACAGGGUACCCGAGUCACGUGCCCCGCUUCCUGAGCCAGACCCAGGGCUACCUGCGGAACCCACAGGACUCCCUGCGCUGGGCAGCUGUGGUGCUCGUGGGCUUCCUGGUCCAUCACUCAAGCCCCCGCCGCAUCAACCAGGACCUGCUAGACAAUCUGUUCCAGGACCUGGGGCAGCUGCAGAGUGACCCUGAGCCCACUGUGGUGGCAGCGGCACAAGCGUCCACCCAGCAGGUGGUGCUGCGGGCUCAGGCGCAGCACCCUCCCUGCCGUGGGUGCCUCCUGCGCCUUCCCUGCCUGGGCCGGCGCCACGCCCACCCUGCCCGGCCCCCACCAGUCUACAGAGACAGCCCGUUCCAGCACCACCGGAGCCCUGCUGGCCCCUGGGGCUGCUUAGGACCAGGCUGAGCCCGACUGGCCCGCCCCCCACCGCUCUGCGGCCAGUCUUGGCAGGGGCACAUCUGCAGAAGAGGCCCCCCCUUGAGGGGCACCCUGGGCUCGGUGCUGGGCACCAAUGCCUGCCCCCCGGAGCCACGCAAGGCCUGUUGCACACAAAGACCCCUCUCCGGGAGCUCACCCCCCCAGACAGCCCUACGACCUAGAGGGGGCACGCACCUUCUGACGGAGCACCAUUUCGCCCUCAGCCUCUUGCCUCGUACACCCCUGAGUCCAUCUGUCCCCCCUCAGCCCCCUGCCUGGAUGACACCUGACCUCCCGGGCCGAGGCCUGGUGGGGGCCACUGUGAAGCUGACACAGCCCUGGGAGCCGGCGCCGUGAUAGGCCGCCCUCUGCCUGGGCCCUCCCGGCCGCCCCAGCAGCCCAUCACUCCUCGUCACGUGCUCCACUCCUGGCUGGCCAUGUCCUGGCCUGAGGUUCUGAGGUUCCUGGCCAAGAAGCACUGAUCUGUCCUCCUGUCCACACCCGCUGCCCCACAGCCUGGCCCCGUUCCUGCCCCUCCCCCGCACUUACCGUGUCAGACCCCACCUGGGCCUUCUCCGGAAGCUGUCCCCGACCUCCCCACUGGACAGCACGGACCCGAGAUGACACCUGCGGGCUCAGGUGUGGGCUGCCAGCAUUCGCACCCCACUAGGCUGAGCUGUCGCGCCGGCACCCCAGCACCCUGCUCAGGGGUGAAUGGAGGCGUGACUGGACACGUGGGGAAGAGGGCCCUCAGGACGGCUCCGAGGCCGUGACCCAAUCCAUCCAGACCCUGGACGGGCGGCUUCCUCCACCUGGAGUGCCCACCUUGAGGUGUCCUCUUGCCCUUUCAGGGCCCCCCCAAUGCUGCCUCCUCCUCAGAGGAGGCCUCAACUCACACAGCCUCUUGGAGGCUGGGGUCCUGCCCAUCCCUGUGGAAAGCGUUUAAAAUAAACACACGGAUCCUA